UCUUGUUCCUCAGACACCAAAAAGGACCUGAAGCAGAUCACCAGUCACUUGCUUGACAUGCUGGUCAGUAAGAAGGUGUCUGGCCAGGGCAGGGACCAGGCGCUGAACCUGCUCAAUAAGAAUGUUCCCAGGAAGGACCUCGCCAUUCAUGACAACUCCCGCACCAUCUAUGUGGUGGACAAUGGCCUGAGGAAGAUUCUGAAGGUAGUGGGGCAGGUUCCAGAUCUGCCCUCCUGCCUGCCCCUGACUGACAACACCCGCAUGCUGGCCUCCAUCCUCAUUAACAAGCUCUACAAUGACCUGCGAUGUGAUCCGGAGCGUGAUCAUUUCCGAAAGAUCUGUGAGGAGUAUAUCACGGGCAAGUUUGACCCCCAGGACAUGGACAAGAAUGUGAAUGCCAUUCAGACAGUGUCUGGGAUCCUUCAGGGGCCCUUUGACCUGGGCAAUCAGCUACUGGGAAUGAAAGGCGUCAUGGAGAUGAUGGUGGCGCUGUGUGGCUCAGAGCGCGAGGCUGACCAGCUGGUGGCCGUGGAGGUCCUCAUCCACGCCUCCACCAAGCUCAGCCGCGCCACCUUCAUCAUCACCAAUGGUGUGUCAUUGCUCAAAAGCAUCUACAAGACCACCAAGAAUGAGAAGAUCAAGAUCCGCACACUGGUGGGCCUCUGCAAGCUCGGCUCUGCAGGGGGCACAGACUAUGGUCUCAGGCAGUUUGCUGAAGGAUCCACAGAGAAGCUGGCCAAGCAGUGUCGCAAGUGGCUGUGCAAUGCAGCCAUAGACACCCGCACCCGGCGCUGGGCGGUGGAGGGCCUGGCCUACCUCACCCUGGAUGCUGAUGUGAAGGACGACUUUGUCCAGGAUCCGGCUCUGCAGGCCAUGUUUGAGCUGGCGAAGACCAGUGACAAGACCAUUCUGUACUCAGUGGCCACCACACUGGUGAACUGCACCAACAGCUAUGAUGUCAAGGAGGUCAUCCCCGAGCUGGUGCAGCUGGCCAAGUUCUCCAAGCAGCACGUGCCUGAGGAGCACCCCAAGGACAAGAAGGACUUUGUGGACAUGCGGGUGAAGAGGCUCCUGAAGGCAGGUGUCAUCUCCGCUCUCUCCUGCAUGGUGAGAGCAGACAGUGCCAUCCUCACUGACCAGACCAAGGAGCUGCUGGCCAGGGUGUUCCUGGCGCUGUGUGACAACCCAAAGGACCGAGGCACCAUUGUGGCUCAAGGUGGUGGCAAGGCCCUGAUCCCGCUGGCUUUGGAGGGCACGGAUAUGGGCAAGGUGAAGGCGGCCCAUGCUCUGGCCAAGAUCGCAGCUGUCUCUAACCGGGACAUCGCCUUCCCUGGUGAGCGGGUCUGUGAGGUGGUGCGGCACCUUGUGGGUCUCCUGGACACGCAGAGGGAUGGGCUGCAGAACUACGAGGCUCUCCUGGGCCUCACAAACCUGUCUGGGCGGAGUGACAAACUCCGACAGAAGAUCUUCAAGGUGAAGGCCUUGCUGGACAUUGAGAACUACAUGUUUGAGAAUCAUGACCAGCUGCGGCAGGCGGCCACAGAGUGCAUGUGCAACAUGGUGGUCAACAAGGAAGUUCAGGAGAGGUUCCUGGCAGAUGGAAAUGACCGGCUGAAGCUGGUGGUCCUGCUCUGUGGGGAGGAUGAUGACAAGGUACAGAAUGCGGCCGCUGGAGCCCUGGCCAUGCUGACAGCAGCGCACAAGAAACUGUGCAUCAAGAUGACCCAAGUGACAUCCCAGUGGUUGGAGAUCCUGCAGCGGCUUUGCCUGCAUGACCAGCUGUCAGUCCAACACCGGGGCCUGGUCAUCGCCUAUAACCUGCUGGCAGCCGAUGCUGAGCUGGCCAAGAAGCUGGUGGAGAGCGAGCUGCUGGAGAUCCUGACCGUGGUGGGCAAACAGGAGCCGGACGAGAAGAAGGCGGCUGUGGUUCAGACGGCCCGGGAGUGUCUCAUCAAGUGCAUGGAUUAUGGCUUCAUUAAGCCAGUGUCAUAGACAAGGGCCUCCAGGGGCACUGAGGCUGGUUCUGUAUUGUGUCAAGUCCUGCGCUGGGUACUCCCAGACUGUCAGUUCAUCUGGGGAUCGUAGCAGUGACAAUUAAUUUUCAACAUAAAGGAAAAUGUUUGUUUCCUGAGUUGUUCCCACUUGUCCUAAGAAAGUUUGGGUGUUUCUGGCUCUCUUGCUCCCUGCCUUCUUACGUGUGUCAUGAUCUAGAAGUUCCUGGAAUAAUCUCCAUCUGUAAUUAGAAGACAGAUUGGAUAAUUUUUUUUUCUGCACCCAUUCUGAAGGUCAGGAUAAUGGCCUGAAGUUCUUUCUAUUUUGGAAAAUGAAUUGUGCAGAAGGUAGGAACUAACAGACGUGUGACUAUGAGGAUUAAUGCUGUUGUAUUUGGAUUCUGGCUUGUGCUGGUUUUUAUACACUCUCCCCACACUGUUGGAUCAGGCUGUCCACAAGUGCUUUUUCACCUUCAGUGCCCUGUCCCAGCCCUGUGCCCCUUCCCUUCAUCCCCCGUUGAUGGAAGUGUAGUUUAUGCCGGGCACAGGGGCAUCAUCCUUGAGAUUUGCUUGGCAAAGUCUUCCAAGCAAGAUAGACACAGCGAAUAUAAAUAAAACUCAAAGUACUUUAAGCCAAAAUUAAAUUUAUCUUGGCCGCCCAGGGAAAGGCCUGACAUGGUUGUUAGAUCCAGUGGUUCAACGUUGUCACCAAUAUUAUUCUCUGGGGGGGGGGUCUUUUUCUCCCUCUCAUCUCCCCACCCCAUAUCUUGUCUUGAAUCCUCUGGGGUUUGACCUCAUUCUCUGAGAGGCUCUCUCCGUGCGGGAGGAAUAAUAAGUUUCCAGCAGCUCCAGACUUACAUAGUUGUUAUGGUUUAUUACAGUAGAGAAGAAAAGGACCAUUUUCAGUAACCCAGCAAAAUUCCCAGCAAUGAGUAGGAUGUCCAGCUUGGGUUGUAUUUCCGUCCGUGAGCCAAUCCUAUCCAGAGGUGACUGCUCAUUGCCAGGCUCAGGUCAUAUCAGUGAGUCUGGGAUGAGAAGGAGCUUCAUUCCUGUCCAAUUGACAUGGAUGGAUCAGGGUUCCUAAAGAAUGGGAAGAGACGUGUCACCACAGAAGAAUGUUAUGAUCAAAGAACGUGCUCUGGAUGUCAGGCCUAGCCACAGAAGAAUGACACAAGCAGGGUGCUUGUAGAUGUGACUUUCUCUAUGAAUAUUGCCUUCCCAGCAUGGCUGAGACCUCUGUGAUGGAGUGCUGUCUUCCAGUAUGUCCCAGUUCCAUCCACAUUUAUUGAAAGGUCAAUGUUUUUGAUAAUCAGCAUUGGGUAGAAGGUAGGGCUUUGAGAUUUAUGGCUCUUGAUGAAAAUUAAAAUUACUUUGGUACAUUAAAUAUAAUUGUAAACAUCUUUGGAAAAUCACCUGAAAAAGAUACAGACAGAUUGCUGGAAAGUUGCACCAUUAGGAUUGGGUCAAAUUUUAACAUAAUUUCACCUCCAAGAGAACAGGUGCAAACAUCAGGAGAACUGAGACCUUCAGAUCUUCUCUGUACUAACAACCCUCACGUACACCUUCCCAGCGCUUACGUGAGCUUGCACAGCAGAAACCAUUCUCGUCAUGUCCUUCUUAUUCUGACAGAGAAUGGCAGUCAUUGAGGUGUGGUCCUUUUGAAAAUAUAUACAACAUUUUUUAGUAAUAAAUGGUGUGAUUUGA
Messenger RNA from Marmota monax (woodchuck), 3695 nucleotides. Its product is annotated as protein unc-45 homolog B-like. NCBI's taxonomy places the organism in Eukaryota, Metazoa, Chordata, Mammalia, Rodentia, Sciuridae. The record is from RefSeq and is a predicted model, not a curated record. Gene Ontology annotation, molecular function: Hsp90 protein binding.